Molecule: messenger RNA, 525 nt
Organism: Carcharodon carcharias (great white shark)
Lineage: Eukaryota; Metazoa; Chordata; Chondrichthyes; Lamniformes; Lamnidae
Product: protein S100-A12-like
Exons: 3
Coding region: 163-450 (95 amino acids)
Source: RefSeq, a predicted model, not a curated record
CCUGGGUGUCAGCAGAACAAAGACCAACCUAUUGCAAAAUAUGAUGUGAUUGACAGGAGGCGGGGGAAUGAAACAGCUGUAUAUAGUUCAGCUCCCAAACCUCUGGCUUCAUUCCUCCCAUCCUGAUUAUCUGUCAGUGCUGUGCCCUACCCAGAUCUCAUCAUGGCUCACGACCUAACAAAUGUGAAUGUUGCUUUGCACGCCCUGCUCAAAGUGUUCAAAGAAGCAGCAGCAAGUGGCGACCGAGACAAGACAACUCUGAACCGGGAGGAGCUCCAUCAGCUGAUGAAGACGCAGCUUCCAUCUUUAGUGCAUGGUGACUUUGAACAGCGUUUCGAAGGUUUCUUCAGGACUUUGGAAGGAGAUGAAAGGAGUAAUGUCGACUUUAAAGAGUUCAUGUGCCUCUUAGCGACCAUCGUGGUCUGUUGUGACCAGGAGCUAUCCAAGUGAUGACAAUGAGACAGUGUGAAGCCUGUAAACAGCCCACACGAACCCUGUUCAACAAUAAACUCCUUCCAAAGAUGA